UGAUUUAUUAUGCUGGCCCAUACCGACUUUAACGUCUUUUUGUUAUAUUGAAUAUAUGUUAAACUUUCUAUAAUUUUUUUUUUUUUGACAAAGUGCUAAACUUUCUAUAAAUUUCGGUAGCAGUAACUAGUCUUCCAUUUUUAGUGAGACUUGGCUAGUACUUGACAAUUCUAUGUACUGCUAACUUUUGUUUUUUACAAAGCAGGUUAUAUCUAAAAUUAAUCAUAACUUUUUUUAAGUUUGCAUCACUCUUACAUUUAUUCUUCUUACUAAAAAACUACGCCAACAUUUUUCUUAAGUGUUAAUAAGUCAUAUAUAAGUAUAUAACCCAUAAGCUCACCAUCAAUUUUUUUUCUAGCAUAUCAGAUUUCGUCUACUAAAAAGAAAUUUGUCAUCAAAGUUUUCUAACCAAAAAAAAAAGAAUAUAUCCUAAAUCUGAUAUAAAGCCGAUGAUAAAUCCCUAACUGGUUUUAGAUUUUCAAUGUUUAACUGUUUAGCUUAAUUAAUAACAGUUGUACAAAAGAGAAUUAUAGAUAAAACAUAAAACUGUUAAACUAUAAAAAUCAAGAUACAAAAAAAUGAAAGAGUAGAUGCGUUAAGGGGAAAAUGAAAAUAUGCUAACUAUUAAUUAAGAAUGUGUGGAUUUUAUGUAUCAUGAAAACUAUAGAAAAUAAAUUUAUUAAUGAUUUUAACCAGAAACUAGUACACUAAAAACUAUUAAUUGAAGACUAUCUUAAAAUUAUAAACCGUUCAGAAAGAAAGAAAAAGACCACUUUAAGAUUAGAUACAUCAAUCAUAAAUAAACUCAUAAAAGGAAAAAUGAACGAGGCUUGACACUUGAGAAGACUAUGCAAAUGUAAUACUGGGACAGAUGGUAUGGUGGGUAGAACCGACACGCCAUUUCUAAUUAAUUGCAACCCACUUUUGCUUAAUGUCGUAUCAUUUUAUUCAACGCUAAAUCAUUUCAUCGACAUUUUGCUUUCAUAGAAUGUUAGAAACAAUGGAUUGGAAAGUUUAACCUAAUACAUUGAAUUAAUUUACAUUAAUAAAUAUAUAAUUAUUUAUGAAAAAGUUUGGUAUAAGAUUCUUCUUCUCAGUUGUGAACUACGUAGUAUUUUAGCUAGGGAUGGUCACAAACAUUUGUCUCGUCAUAUUUUGUUGUUUUCAACCAAUUUCGAUCCAAAAUUCUUGUUUCAUAUAAAAAUUCAUUUUUCAAAAUAUAACAAGAUGAUAUGUAUUUAAAUGUAGUAUUUUCAAAUUUUCGAUCCAAAAUUCUUGAGAAAAAUAUCUUUGAGAAAGUCUGUAGUAUUUUGCAAUCUAUAAUUAUUAAAUAAUUCAACUGGGUAAGUAUUUUUGUAACAAAAAUAUCAAAGAUAAUUCAUUCUAAUAUGUGAUGAAUAUCGGUUAACAAUUAAAAAUGCCGUUGCAAGUAAUAAUUUGUUAGUUGCAAAAAAGAAAGUAAUAAUUUGUUAAUUAUUUAAGUCAUAGUUGGUUGUAUAUGUCCUCAAAUUUUUUUGACCGAAUUGUUUUUUUUAUAUUCGUUCACACCAACCACACCAACCAUUCUCACCUACUCCUUUGAAAGAUGCUGUGAACACUUCUGAAUUGAAAUGGAUCGUUCCGACGUACAUGUAUUAUGUUCGCUUAUUAUUAGAUAUGUUUUUCUGAAAUUGGUAAUUUCAUUCAUUUAAUUAGAAAAUCGUGUUAUAUAUAAUCGGGUUAAAUAGUAGAAAAAAAUAAGUAUUUUUUUAUUAAACAUUUAAAUAUGAUUUAUGUCCGUUAAAACAUUUGUUAGCUUUGUUUUCCAAAGAACAUUUUGUUUUAUAUUAAAAAGGUUGAAAAGUAUAGCAUAUUUUUAUAUAAAACCCAUCGUACUAUUAAAAUCCUCCAAAUGAUAUGAACAGCUCACACUGAGAUAAUUUAGGUUAAAUCUGUGUGAUAAACCAUUUCUAAAUUAUGAUUGGAUCAUAAAUAAUGUUUGGAUAAAAAAAAUUUGAUAUCGGUUUAAUAAAAUUAAUAUACUUUUUAUAAUUAUUUUAAUUAAUUAACGUGAAAUUAGAAAUUUGUAUCAAUUAUCUCAAUUUUUUAGAAAUUAUAAAUUUGUAUCAAUUAUCUCAAUUUCAGAAAUUAGAAAUUUUUUUUGUCAAAACGAGUCUAUAAUAGCAAUUUGGAAAGAAACAAAAAUCAGAUAUCUUAAUUUUAAUAAAAAGAAGAAUCCAAAGUCCUACCUACUACCGUGUUAGUGAUACGUCAUGAUCAAGAAAGUUCAUUUGUAUCAAUUAAAGGAUAAUAAAACAGCGUUAUCGAUGUAAUCUGUUACCUUUUUGGCACCUAAAUGAAUUGUAAGUAAAAUAAAUGGAAACACGAAAUGAGGUGUACAUCCUUUUGGUUGGUUGUUCUACAUGAAACAACUAAUGAUUCGGAGCUUUUGGUAUUCGUGAGAGGAGUCACUUCUAUUUUUUGUACGUUAAUGGUUAUUUGAAGGUAUUUUGGGGAAAUUUCCAUAUUAUCAUAACAACCAACCAAACUGAUUCAGUUCAUUAUCUUUUAUAUUUGUAGUUUUGGGAAAAUAACUGGGCCUAAAUUAUGGGCCAAGGGCUAACGUGACUAAGGCAAGAAGUCAGAAAGUCGGAAACAACUAGAGGAAGAGAAACGUUUGGACUCUCACUCUUUUUCCUUUCGAUCUGUGCAAGUUGAGAGAGAAAAUGGAGACGAAUAAAAAAGAAAUGACUCCUCUCAGAGGUAUACUCUGUCUGAAAAACAGUCAAGACAUGAAGAGAAUUGAGGAGACAGAGGACUGCUUCAUUCUAGAUUGCGACACUUUGGAUUCUUUCGACUUUAAAAUGGAGAUCAAGAAAGAAGCAACUCCCCUCAGAAACAUAUUAUGUCUGAAAAACAGACAAGACAUGAAGAGAAUCGAGGAGACAGAAGACUGCUUCAUUCUUGAUUUCGACCCUUUUGAUUCUUUCGACUUUAAAAAACUCUCAGUCUCCAGUGAUGAUGAUAAAGAUCUGGAUAUUAUCCAUGAGACAGGCCAGGUGGCUUGUAGGGAUUACCCACAUCCAAGACACCUGUGCUUGACUUUUCCCUUUGGAUCAACUCCCAAUGCAACCCAUUGUCGUCUGUGUUACUGUUGCGUCUGCGAUAAGCCUGCACCUUGUGCACAAUGGAUGUCGCAUUGCAAUACUUCAGAGGACUCUAUGGUGCGGAAGCUACCAACCCCUGAGAGCCAGAGCUUCUAUUACUCCGAUUAAUAUCAUCUUUUUGUUGACAGUUUCUCCCUUGCGUUUUCACAUCUUUGAAUGAGUAGUAGAUCAACAUAGCCUUGGAAGACUAUGGAUUAACAAUGCAUAACUAUUUAGUAUGAUAUUUUUAUGGGUGAUUUGCUAGGCUAUA
Molecule: messenger RNA, 3396 nt
Organism: Brassica rapa (field mustard)
Lineage: Eukaryota; Viridiplantae; Streptophyta; Magnoliopsida; Brassicales; Brassicaceae
Source: RefSeq, a predicted model, not a curated record